GUGGGGAUGAUGCAGCAGAGAGUGAACACACUCUAGAGGAAAUGUCUGCAAAAGAAGGAAGUGAGAUGCCGCACAAGAAGAACAAGAAGCACAAAAAACACAAGGGCAAAAAGAAGAAGAAGAAACGCGGCAAGGGAGAGCGGGCGACCAGCUCAGAGUCGGCUCCAGAGUCCGAUGUAGAGAAGCCGCCAGUCAGAACCAGAGCAGGGUGAGGCUCCUCCCAUUAGAACUAGAACAUUGUUUGAGUCCUCCCAUUAGAACCACAACAAUGAGGAAGUUUGAUUAAGCUGAGCUGCUGUGCACGUGCUUAACCUACGUCACUUUUGUUUUGAGACGACUUUGCCAUCGGCCAGAGCAGGGAACCUGGCUCACGCCCGCCCGGGAAGCAGCCCAGUUCCAAAAUGAAUGCAAUCACUUUUCAACUGGUGCAAACUCCUCCCACCGGAGCAACCUAGGCCAGAUAAUUGAAUCCCCUCACUGCUUGACUCUGCCCAUUACAACCAGACCUGUGCUAGACAGAACAGAUUGUUGCCUGUUUACCUCUAGAUGGUUUCCUCACCAGAAUUUAGGAGACAGCAGCAGAAAUGUUGUACUAAUCAGCCAACAAGCUCUUGUUUGUCUUUAUACUAUUGGGACGAUUGUGAAUAUUGUAUUUAUUAUAUUUGCUGUUAUAAUAAAUGUUUUCUUUGUUGUUUUUAGCUCAAGGAGUGCUGGCCUAGUGGCCUCUGAUGCAGGAGCAGACACAAAAGAGGAGGCAACAAAGGACUUGAUCACAGGUAAGGAGUGUGGCUCUGGGGUCGGGUGUAGGAAACGAACAGAUGCAAAAGUUAUUUGUUACUAAUGCCUGUGUACCGGUCCUCGCAGAUAAACCUGAGAUAAGUGAUGCUAAAUCCAGAAAACACAAAAGACAUGUUGGGAAAAAGAAGAAAAAGAGGAGGAGAAAAGGGGAAGAAAAGCAGGAGAAGAACUCACCUUCACACUCCCCAUCAGAAAACGAAUCUAUGUCAGGGACAGAUUCUGAGUCUGAGGGGAAGCCAGCUGGCACGGCAGUGCAAGCAUUUCCCAUGCUGUCUAAGGCCAGACAAGAGGAGAGGGUGUCCUCCCUAUGCGUAACUCUCGGCCAAAAAGAGGGAUCUCUGAAAAUGUGUCAAACCUCAGAUGAGGAGUCUGCGGAUGCAAGAGGAAAGACGGAAGAGAAUGCGCCCCCUGCUGACAGGGAUGACCAAACAGUCUCUGUCAUAAAGGCAGAAGAUCCACGGAGCGACAGGAGCUUCAGCCACACCCAGGAGCUUCCGGACAUCAUCCCCAAGCAAGGCGGCCAGAGGGAGGAGACCAGAGGAGGAUUAGAGCUUGAGCAGGACGGCCAGAAGGAGGACAUCAACGCAGGGCAGAGGUCAAAUGUGAAUAACCAUGCUCCCUCCAGGUCAAGGUCACAGUCACUGACGGACACUAAAAGAGCCAGAUCGAGUCUUAGUCGUUCGACAAGCCCCAAGCGGUCCAGAUCAAGCCGCAGACGUUCACGAAGCCCCAAACGAUUGUCUCGAUCCGGCUCAAAGAGCAUGACUCCCAAGAGGAAGCAGUCUAAGUCCCUUAAAAGGGCAGGACGUAAGUCCCCUUCUUUGUCCCCUAGGACAGGACGUAAGUCUCUUUCUCUCUCCCCUAGAAGAGGAUACAAGUCCCCUUCUCUGUCCCCCAGGAGAGGAUGGAAGUCUCCUUCUCUGUCCCCUAGAAGAGGAUGCAAGUUGUCUCUGUCCCCUCGGAGGGGACGCAAGUCGUCUCCUUUGUCCCCUCGGAGGGGACGCAAGUCGUCUCCUUUGUCCCCUCGUAGGGGACGCAAGUCAUCUCCUUUGUCCCCUCGGAGGGGACGCAAGUCGUCUCCUUUGUCCCCUCGGAGGGGACGCAAGUCGUCUCCUUUGUCCCCUCGGAGGGGACGCAAGUCGUCUCCUUUGUCCCCUCGGAGGGGAAGCAAGUCGUCUCCUUUGUCCCCUAGGAGGGGACGCAAACUGUCUCCUUUGUCCCCUAGGAGGGGACGCAAACUGUCUCCGUCUCCAAGACAAGGGCGGCGGUCUGAGUCCAGGCCUCGCAGUCGUGUCAGGAGGUUGAGGACCAGAACCCCUCCCCCUCGUCGUGGUAGGCGCUCGAGAUCCCGCUCGCCUGUGAGGCUGACUCGCCACUCACGCUCCAGAUCUAGACGGCUCCGUCGCUCCCGGUCCCCGUCUCGCAGGAAGAGGUCCUCCCCCAGGACACGACAGUCCCGGUCUCCGGUCAGGAGAUGCAAGCGGACUCGCUCCCGCUCCGUCGUGAUCCUGAAGAGGAACAGGAAAGGCUCACUGUCCAAAUCCCCAACCGGCAAGAACAACAAGUCCCGCUCCAGGAGCUGCAGGAAAUCCAUGUCACCGGUACAGAAAACACUUUCUAGAUCACCGAAGCGGAGCAGGACAAAGUCCAGAUCCCCAAGACGCAGUAAAACAUCAACAUCACCAUGUAACAGGUCUCAUACUCCUAAAUCCAAAUCCCUGAAAAUAAGUAAGCAUUCAACAUCAAAAUCACCCAAAAGAGACAUAUCGAAAUCCAGAUCUGUCUCAAGCGACAGGCAAUCUGAGAGCGUAUCCCCAGAACGCUCAAGAUCCAGGUCUACUGCCAAAGACCUGAAGUCUCCGAAAUUGUCCGACAAACAUACUGCAGACAAGACUGUGAAUGAUGAAGCGCCUAUGAAGCCUCUUGGGGAGGCUGUAGCAGCAGCUGCAGCAGGGCCUUGGAAACCCCUCCCUUGGGCUGCAGCCUCCAGUUCUAUCAUACACGGCAAGCCAGUGACUGGGCAGGCUGACGAGAGCAGCUCUGAGAUUCCAUCUGAAGACCACGACUCCGUAGCAGAAGACCCAAAGGGGGCAAGAAGCCCAACAAGCUCCUCCUCUGAAGAGCCAGAUGAGCAUGCUACCUCCAGGUCUGUUUCACCAGAGACCGUUCCUGCUGAUCGCCGCUACAGGUCCUCAUCUUCUAAAUCCUCCAUCAAGAAGACAUCAUCCUCAAAACAACGGCAGUCCUCAACAUCAGCAUCUCCUGCCAGGAAGUCCCACUCACCUGCCGGCAGAAAGAUGUCCACCUCUCUCUCACGGAGGUGCUCCCGGUCCAAGUCCACCUCUCCCUCUCAGUCCAAGUCUGCCUCCAGAAGGAGACGUUCCAAGUCCCCAGCCAGGAAAAGGAAGUCUGUCUCCCCCCCUGCCAGACGGAAGAAGAGGUCCAAGUCCAGAAGUCCUGCCCGGCGCAAGAGAUCACGCUCUAAGUCACCAGCACGGCGCAGGAAGUCACGGUCCAAGUCCAGGACCAAGCGCUCCAAGUCCCGCUCCCCGGUCAGAAGGAAGAGGUCCAAAUCCACAGACCGGAGCAAACGCCCCAAGUCUCGUUCUCCAGGCCGGAGGAGAAGGUCCGGGUCGCGACGGCGCCGACCCAUCAUGCGCAAUCGCUCGUUUGACCGGCGCGACCGAUGGAAACGAGAACCAAGCCACUCGCCCAUCCUCAUCCUCCGCAAGCGCCGGUCCACAUCUCGAACCCGCCGUAGUACCAGCAAGACCCCUCCUCGUCUCACUGAGCUGGGUAAGACUACAACUAUGGAGUUCUCUGGAACCCUCUUCCCAACAGCUAAAGGUAUGGAGUUUCUGCGCGUGUGCAGGAUUCUCUAUUUUACGCACAGUCUCUGCUCUACUCGUUUCGGCUACCCAGAGUACAGGCUACUCUGGCGAAUGAAUGGUGCUUGUUUAAUAAAGUUAGAUCAAAGCUGAAUCAAUGUCUGCAAGAUCACAUAAUGGUAGUGUUCUACUGAAUAUAAUAGCAUAGUAUAACGUUACUGUAAGACAAAAAACACCACCUAAUUUCUUAUGAGAUUUUAGGACGAUUGUGCAAAUAGUCGCAUUUCUCUGUGGCAAAAACUCAACCGCAUGCACCACUAGGCAAAAUAUGUGCUUUGAUUGUAACAAAACACAGGUAUGCUACAGUUUAACACAAUUUGCUCUAAAAUUUGCUCACUGUACAUUUUACAUUUACAUUUUAGUCAUUUAGCAGAAGCUCUUAUCCAGAGCGACUUACAGUUAGUGAGUGCAUACAUUUUCAUACUGGCCCCCCGUGGGAAACCCACAACCCUGGUGUUGUAAGCGCCAUGCUCUACCAACUGAGCUACAGGGGACUAAUUCAAAACGACACUGUAGGCUAUUUCGAACAACACUGUUGCUAGCUCCAGAAGAUCUAAAUGCAUAUCCCCAUGAAACUGAUUGAUGCUGCAUGGACGUUUCACCGGUAAAACUUAGACUUGAAUGUGACCAUUCGCACAAUCAUCAUCUAGUUUCUUAUGAUAUUUUAGGGUGUUUUUGUCUUACAGUAAUGUUAUGCUAUUAUAUUCGGUUCUGUUAUGUAGAACACUAUGUUUAUGCUAUCUCGCAGACAAUGAUUCAGCUUUGAUCCAACUUUAUUAAACAAGCACCAUUCGCCAGAGUGGCCUGUUCUCUGGGCAGCUGAACGAGUAGAGCAGAGACUGUGCGUAAAGUGGAGAAUCCCGCAAAUGCGCAGAAGAUUAGGACCUUCAGCUGUCGGGAAGAGGGUUCCAGAGAAAUUGGAUCCGCAGCCACACCAUAUAUACACCAAUCCAAUGUAUUGUCAUUGUUAAGUAGCCUCAGUUUAAUGGUGGCUGUUCUUGGCACCUUAGAACAGAUUAGGUGUGAGAAUGUAGUCUGAAAUUCCACUGUUGACAGAUGUCUGUUCCCUCCUUUCUCUUUCCUCUCCCCUUUCUCUAUUCACAGACAAAGACCAGCUCCUGGAGAUAGCGAAGGCCAAUGCAGCCGCCAUGUGUGCUAAAGCAGGUGUGCCCAUUCCAGAGAGUCUGAGACCCAAGGCCAUCCUCCAGCUUCCCUUGCCCAACCCAGCCCCAACCCCUCUGAAUCUGCCUCUUCCCCUGCCCUUGCCUCUCAACAUGCCCGGCAUGGGAAUGCCCAACAUGAACAUGCCCAACAUGAACAUGCCCAACAUGAAUAUGGGCAAUAUGUCCAAUAUGGCCAUGAGUGCUGCCAUGGCCAGUAUGAAAGCUGCCACCAUGACUGCAGCCCUCACCAACAUGGCCCAGAUGUCAAACAUGCCCCAGAUGGCUCCCCUCCCCACCAUCACCAACAAGCCCCCUCCUAGCCAGGCUCCCCAAACAACCCUUCCCCCCCCUCAACCUGGACCACAUAGAGGAGGUGAAGAGGAAGGUGACUCAGCAGGCCAACAUCUACAGCAUCAAGGAGCUCACCGAGGUAAUACUUACAAGAGACUUGUAAUGAAUGUAAUAACAAAGAUGUACUUGAUCCAUUGUGGAUGUAGACCCCCCAUGAUGUAUAUGACUGUAAGUCGCUUUGGAUAAAAGCGUCUGCUAAAUAGCAUAUUAUUAUUAUUAUUAUUAUUAUUAUGUAUUACAGCAAGCAUAAAACUUUAGCUCAGACUCCCAUUUGUAUUGAUUUAGGCAAUUAAGCCCUCUAUCUACUUUCACAGAGUCAUGAUCUCGUGGAUACCAUUUUUAUGUCUCUGCAUGCAGUUUGAAGGAAGUUGCUAACUGCACUAUUGCUAACUAGCUUUAGCGCAAUGACUGGAAGUCUAUGGUAACUGCUAGCAUGCUAGUAGAUGCCAUAGUCUUCCAGUCAUUGCGCUAAUGCUAUUUAUCAUUGGCUCACAAAACUACAUGUAACUUCCUUCAUACUGGAUGCAGAGACCUAAAAAUGAUAUCCAUGACUUUAUCUGACUAUGGGGAAGUAGAUAAAGGGAUUCAUUGUCAAAAUCCCGAAGUAUACUUUAAGGUUACAAACAUGAAUAGAAUGAACCUGCAUCUUACUGACAAGUCACCCGGUUCCAGAUGUUUUAUGUAGUUAUGUGUAUUGAAGUUACAAGCACGACAAGACUAGACUGUGAAGAAUACUGUGUUGUUUGGGGGGGUUCUCUUGUAUUACUCUGACUGAGUUGACUUCACAAUGAUUUAUGUUUCUAAUAUCAUUCUGUGUGUGUAGAAAUGUAAGAUGAUAGCGGCGAAUAAAGAGGAGAUGGCCAUAGCGAAGCCGCACGUGUCUGAUGACGAGGAUGAGGACAGGAAGCCCCGUAGCAAGAGCUUCUUA
Coregonus sp. 'balchen' is the source of this 6128-nucleotide messenger RNA. NCBI's taxonomy places the organism in Eukaryota, Metazoa, Chordata, Actinopteri, Salmoniformes, Salmonidae. The record is from the annotation of a GenBank genome assembly.